AUCGACUUGUAAUCCAUUGCGAGCGACACCCAACAAUUUGUAAUGCAGUAGGCCAAACAUGCAGAAUUCAACUCUUUAUCUUCCUCCUUCUCACCUUUUCAUUCCAUUAUGGCUACUCAGUUAACACUGUAUUGUGUCAAGGAAGGCGAAAGCCUUUACAACGCCUUUUCCAUUGAGCUCCCUUCAAACCUCACAGUGAAUGCUCUCAAGGAUGAGCUCAAGAAAAAGAAAACACCUGAAUUUGACAAUGUUGCUGCUAACACGCUUGCCCUCUGGCAAGUCUCGAUACCAAUCGCCCAAGAUGCUGAUGAUACUCCAAACGUUCUCGAUAAUGUCCCAAGCAAGAAGAGGCUUUUACCUACAUCAACACUUUCUGAAGCGUUUGGAAAAGAAGCAGCAAGAGAAACGAUUCGUGUUCUCGUCCAGCCGCCGAAGAAAGUAUGCUCAAGUAUCGGGAGAUUCAAUAUUGUCCUUGAGUCAUUUAAUAACAAGAAGUUUGUCUCAACUAUAGACAUGGACAAAGCAACCAUGGAAAGGUUAAAGGAGAAAAUUAGAGGCAACUUUCCUGAUCUUCUCUUUGGUUCAGAAAUUAUUACCAUCAAAUAUAAGGAUUGUGGCGGUCAACUUCUCGAAGUAGAAAACCCAACAGAUCAAUUGCUUCAGCAAGCCUUAAAGGUCAUUUAUAAUUCAGCACAGAAUAUUCUAGUUGAGAUCAGCUACCCUGAUAAACCGUUUUCUGACUACACACUGAAGGAUGUUAACAGCUUCUUUGGAUUUACCGACGCGUCAGACCCAAGUUUGACUGAAAUACAACCACUUGAAGGGAUCCCCAUCAAUACUGGAGGCACGGCUGAGCACGACCACGCGAUUAAACGACUACAAGACGAAAUCGAAUCAAGGAAGAGGUGCUCCUUGCUUGAUAGUGAUGAAGGAAUGUUGAAGAUUGUUGAACCUAUGCUUGUCCAUGCUGUCACAUUAUUCACGGAUGAUUUAAAGCUCAGUUCGGAAGAGGAAAUUAGAGGAAGACUUGGCCGAGGAAAGGUGUGGUACGGUAUUAAAUCCAAGAAUGAUGAAGCUUUUUGUUCUUUGUGCGUGACGAAAGUACAAAAUAAGGAUUUCAAGGCGGCUGUCGCAGAAAAUAUGAUGCAACUCGAAUCGCAAACCACAGGCCGAAAACGUAUGCGCAGUAAAGAUUCAGACCAAGGACAAGACAUUACAACGUAUGGAAUCGUAACAGAUGGGAGUGAGUGGCAUUUUGUAGAAUGUUUACAAAAACCGUCAUCAGCGUCACCAUCUUUUCAUCUAUCGCCUCUUAAUCAUACCGUUAUGAAGAAUAUUAAGUGGGAAGAGUCAUGGUUGGGCAUCAAAAACAUCUUUGAUCACCUUUUAGGACUUGUAAGCAAGGCGAGGAACGAAAGCAGGCUGUAUAAGAGAAGAAGAAUAUAAUCAGUAAUACCAAGUAACAAACACAUAAAUUAUCAAUAGCAAAAUAUAUCCACAUAAAUAUAAUGAACAUGUGAAUGGAAG
This is a messenger RNA of Lobosporangium transversale, 1527 nucleotides long. RefSeq lists its product as hypothetical. The transcript has 2 exons. NCBI's taxonomy places the organism in Eukaryota, Fungi, Mortierellomycota, Mortierellomycetes, Mortierellales, Mortierellaceae. The record is from RefSeq and is a predicted model, not a curated record. The coding region runs from base 109 to 1446 and encodes 445 amino acids.